Messenger RNA from Bubalus bubalis (water buffalo), 2387 nucleotides. It is a transcript of the gene FCRLA, whose product is annotated as Fc receptor like A. The transcript is spliced from 5 exons. The record is from RefSeq and is a predicted model, not a curated record. Gene Ontology annotation, molecular function: transmembrane signaling receptor activity. NCBI's taxonomy places the organism in Eukaryota, Metazoa, Chordata, Mammalia, Artiodactyla, Bovidae. Bases 98 to 895 code for a protein of 265 amino acids. Gene Ontology annotation, biological process: cell surface receptor signaling pathway.
CUUUUCUAAUUUGAGGGGUUUCGUGUUGAAGAAAAUCAGUGUGUUAGAAGCUGCAGGAGACCUAAACGCAGUUACCACGAAGCUAAGCUCUGUCCUCAUGGCUGGAGUCUUCUACUUUUCUCCUGCUUUGCUCUGGGCAGCCCAGAUGCUACUGGCUGCCAGUUUUGAGGCACUCCAGUGCAAAGGACCAGCCAGCACCCAGGACAGCAUGUGCCACCCUGAGGAUGACUUGACGGAGCCAAGGGAAGUCAGCUUCCAGGUCAAGGGCUACACUUUCAGUGAACCCAUCCACCUGAUUGUGUCCUACGACUGGCUGAUCCUCCAAAGCCCAGCCAAGCCUAUAUUCGAAGGAGACCCUCUGGUUCUGCGCUGCCUGGCCUGGCAAGACUGGCCACUGACCCAGAUCACCUUCUACCGAGAUGGCGCAGCCCUUGGCCCCCCCGGACCUAGCAAGGAAAUCUCCAUCACUGUGGCGCAAAAGGCGGACAGCGGGCACUACCACUGCAGCGCUGUCCUCAGGAGCCCUGGGCCCGGGAGCCCGGAGACGGCGUCUCCUGUGGCUCUCACGGUUCACGAACUGUUUCGAGCCCCAGUUCUCAGAGUCACACCCUCAGCUGAGCCCCAAGAGGGGAAGCCAGUGACCCUGAGCUGUCAGACAAAGCUGCCCCUGCAGAGGUCAUCUGCCCGCCUCCUCUUCUCCUUCUACAAGGACGGCAGGGCAAUGCGUAGCAGGGGCCCUUCUCCAGAAUUCCAGAUCCCCACCGUGUCAGAGGCACACUCUGGGUCCUACUGGUGUGAAGCAGCCACUGAGGACAAUCAAGUUUGGAAACAGAGCCCCAAGCUGAAGAUCAGGGUGCAGGGUAAUAAGAAGCCAAGUUUAUUACCUACAGUGUGAAGUAGUUCUUUAUCGAUCUCCAAGUAAUCUCAACUUGCUAAAGACUGCCCCUGGUAUACUGUUAGAAUUGCUGGAUUUGGUAAACCUUUUUUUGUUGAGCUUAAAGACAUGACUAUAGAUGUUUCACACAUUUUCUCAGCCAGACAAGACAGCUAAUUUUUGUCAGUACUGAAGUACCUUCAUUUAAUGUGGUAUUUAUAUGUACAGUACUGUGCAAACUGUUUUAAGAAAAAAAAAAUUUAACAUGAACUCUGCUUUAAAAAGAGAGUUCAGUGGAAGUUUAUGAAGAAAAUCUGUCUUCAUACAGAUUUGUAGUUGCAUUUUAAGAGACUUUUUGUAUAAUUGUGGAUAUUCUUCUUUGAUGCUACAUAAGAACUCAACAAGGAUAGUUUCUAAACAUUGAGUUGCAUUAUGGAAUUGAAGCCAUGUCAACAUGCAUUUCUUCCUGGUUUUGGCUGUGGUGGGUCUGUGUUGCUGCAUUAGGACUUUCUCCAGUUGCGGCAAGUAGGGGCUACUCUCUGGUUGCACUGCAGUGACUUCUCUUUGUUGCAGAGCUCCAGCUCUAGGACGUGCAGGCUUCAGGAGUUGUGGUGCAUGCGCUUAGUUGCCUUGUGGCAUGUGGGAUUUUCCUGGACCAGGGAUCGAACCCUUGUCCCCUGCCUUGGCAGAUGAAUUCUUAACCACUGACCACUAGGGAAGCCCUCAACAAGCAUUUCUUACUCUGCUGCAAUAAAAUUCAUUGGUUCUUUUUGUACUUUAAAUAGAUCUUUCAUUCAUGUGUUGGCAGUUGAAAAUAUUUGUUCACAAAGUUAUAGAGAUCUUUUAAAUGUUGAUAGCAUCUCAUUAUAUACAAUAUUUUAAAAAUCAGAUUCAGUAUUAACAGAAAAGUCUUUAAUUACUGGGAAACUGUCAAGCUCAUGAUAACAAAUGCAAGUUUUUCUAAAGCUCUAAUUUUCAUUUGAAAUCUGGAAUUUCACCAUUGGCAAUAAUUACUGUCAGAUGUUUUCCUUGAAGUGACAGUCUCACUUGGUUCACUUUUAAGAAAAUGUCUGAGAAAUACCCAAGUCUGAAUGACUACAGUUUUUCAGUCAUUUUUUAAUUAAAAAUGAGCUGGUUCAACUCAGAACUCAGUUGUGUAAGAGCUUUCCCUGAAGACAGUCAUUGUAUUUCAGUAUGGAACAGAAGUGCAUACUUCCUAUUUCAGCACACAAAAUAUUUUAAGAGAUGUGUACUUUGAGCUCAAAAUGUAACAAAGUUAUUUUUUAAAUGAUUUCAUCAAGGUUUUGUUCUGUUUUCUUACUGUGAGCGCACAACAUGACCGUGAAAAAUACAGUUUGGUGCCGCUGCCUUCAACUAUGCUUCAGAUCUAACAGUUUUAUCCCCACUGCUUUGUGCCGUCUACGCAAGCGUCAACCUAAUGAAACAGGCAAGGGACUCUUAGCAGGGUGUGAGGCUAGUGGUAAAGAACCCACCUGACAAUGCAGGAGAUGUA